AAGCUGAAGAUUCGCUGCGCUGGCACCAAACGCCAUCGCCGUUUGAUUCCAAAACGACCAACGGCACCGAGGCAUAUAGCCUCGCCUGGCACGUAUCCUCACUCGAAUCCCGCACUCGGCGCCCGUCGCAUCACUUGGAUACAUACCUCCAAGACGACUCUUGUCGCCUCGCGACAGACUUUGGCCGUUGCCAGCCACGCCUCGCCGUGGGGCAGCUAGGCCGAGCAAUUCAGCCGUGAGCGUUGAGCACACUCAGCGCGGCUCAAACCGCCACCAUGGUUGCGCCAGCUGUUCCAGAAAUCACCGAGGAGGUGCUGCAUGAGGCAAUUGACACCCGUACAGACCAGUUGAUCGCACUGCGCGAGCUGGGCCCCCCUGAUCUGGUUCACCUUACCAAGCAGCAGAAGGGCAACACUGCCAAACACUUCGGCGUAUACCACCAUGUCACCGGCGUUGACGCGUCAUCUUCGGCCAGCCUGGCGGCGUACAUCAACACGCUCACCUACAAGGAUCACGGCCAGGCAGCGACGGCCAAGAUAGUGCAGGGCGUUUACUGCUGCUACAAUGCUCUCUCCCGCCUUGAUAUGCGCGUCCACGUCACCAUCCCCGGUUCGGUCGAAAGUUACUGUGUGGAUGAGAGAGGCGAGAAGAAGAAGGCGACGGAUGAUCUGUGGCUGGAGACAUAUCUGUGCAGCGUGCUUCGAGCCUACUCGUAUGCGGACGAUGGGAGCGGAGAAACCAUCCGCAAAAUUAUGGGUGUGCGGAGAUUCAACCCCGUUACCAACACUGAAACCGAGCACCGUUUUCUCAGCGCCGCCGAGCAGCUUUUCUUCAGAGGAUGGCAACUGGGAUCCGACUCGACUGUGCAGGUUCCCAACAUUGUCUCAAAUCAUCUAGUCAGCGGGCUUCUCAAGUACUUCCAGACCACAGGAAGGUUCGUGUCGGGCAUCAACCUGUUUGAGAAGCUUCGAUCGCAGAAUGUCGAGGUCGCCUCCCUGCUCGCCAAGGUUCUGUUCGAGGGACACGAGGAAGUGCGGGGCGUCCGCAUUCUGCACCAGGCUCUUCAAGAGUCACCCAUGGACUACGUCAUGCUUGACACCCAGGCCGAAUUUCUCCUCAAAAAGGCAAAGCUGGCGACGGCUCCCGAGCAGAAAGAAGUCAGACUCCGGAUGGCCCUGGGCUGUGCAGACAGGAGCACGAUCGCAGCGCCUAGCGAAUUCGGAACAUGGGCUCGACUGGCCGAGGUCUAUGUCGCCAUGGAAGACUGGGAGAAUGCGUUGACGAUUCUCAACUCGUGCCCUAUGUUCACCUACCAGGACAAGGAUGCCCCACUCAUGCCGGAGCCCAAGGACGUUUACUUACCGACACUAGUGGAGACGAGGCUAGAUGAAAUUGACAGCGAGCCCGAAGGGAGGUACAACGAGCAGGUGGACCCCAGCUAUGCGAGUUUGCGUGCCGCCCAGUAUCGCGGUACGUUCAAGCAGGCCUACAAGGUCUUGACCGAGAUGACGGCCAAGAUUGGAUGGGACCAGCUCCUGAAGAUCCGUAGCACCGUCUUUGUGAUGGAGGAUGAGUACAGGACAGAGAAGCAGGAGGGCAGCGCAUCUGCUCAGCGCAACGCCAGCAUCGAUGGCAUCAGAGGCUCUCCUCAGCAGCCGGCCAACGGCGACCCUGCCCCGGAAGAGGAGAAGGAGAAGGAGAAGGCCAAGGAUGAGUCGGAUACCGACUCAGACACCGACUCCAAGAUAGAGGGAGAGACGGGCAACAAUUUGACCGCCAACGGACAAGGCCUGGAGAGACCCAGCAGCACAGCUGACCCGUCCGAGGUCAAGAGCGACCAGGAGAAUGGCGUUGUGCCGGAGGAUCACUCGCGCCUGAACAACAAGCGACUUUGCGAGAGGUGGCUCGAUAGCCUGUUCAUGGUUCUGUAUGAAGACCUUCGCAUGUAUACCAUCUGGCGUACGCAGAAAGCGCAAUACCGUGCUCAGCAAAUGCAGUUCAACAAGUCGGCCGACGAGUGGGAGAUUCUGGGGGCGCUGGCAGAGCGUCUCCACCACCAGGAGGAGGCAGUUGAGGCGUACAGAGCCUGCCUGAGCCAACGAUUCAGCCCCAAGGCACUCUCAGGAAUCCUGCGCGCCUUUGAAAACAGCAAGCCCAACAGCACGCGUGAGACGGUGGCGGCUGUCAUCCGUCUGGUUACGUGGCAGUACCGCUGGUACUCGGAGUUUUCGCCCGAGCUGUUGCACACUAUUCGGACUCUUAUUGAGGACGAGGGCGCAGUGAAGGUCCGGAGCAUCAUUCAGGCCACAAACUUGCCGCAGAACGUCCUCGACCUGACGCAUCACUACGCCGCGCUCUGUGCGACUUUCCGGAGCAGCGGUACGGACGGUUAAUACUGGGGAUUGAGAGGUCUUGUUAUCUCUGAGAGAUGACGUGGGAGCCCUCGCAACAUGGUGACCAUCUAAAUACCUAGUAGGUAGUCAUAGGCUAGGCCUAGUUGGUAGAUUUUCUGGGCAGGCUUUGCUCAUGAGAACAUAAUAAUCAUCAAACAGCGAUCAGCACUUGAUUUCUAUUUCACCUCCUUUGCCCUUGCUACUCGACAAUGAAGACUUAUAAG
Messenger RNA from Gaeumannomyces tritici R3-111a-1, 2617 nucleotides. RefSeq names its product bud site selection protein 7. The record is from RefSeq and is a predicted model, not a curated record. Bases 276 to 2393 code for a protein of 705 amino acids. Gene Ontology annotation, cellular component: exomer complex. Gene Ontology annotation, biological process: Golgi to plasma membrane transport. The transcript is spliced from 6 exons. Gene Ontology annotation, molecular function: protein binding. Lineage: Eukaryota; Fungi; Ascomycota; Sordariomycetes; Magnaporthales; Magnaporthaceae.